AUGGCGGACAAGCUUCCCUCAUCGGUGUGCGCAGCCUCACGGAAAUCAGCAUGCCACGAUGGAGCAAAUGCUCCAACGGUUCGACAAAACCUUCCACCGGUUUUGGGCUAAGCUGGAGGCAUGAUUACCAGCCACCACAAAACACAACAAAAGAGGUGAGUAGUGGAGGCGGCGAGAGCGGGAGCAGCCUCCCUUGGUCGAAGCUCAAAUUCCGGCAUCAACUCUCCACUCUGAUCGCCUACCUGGGCCGAGAGUCCUGAGGAGAACCACACCGCAGGAAGACCUGGGUCUCUCGAAGCGCCCGUCAAGGGAAAGACUCGACCUCCUGGAGCCAUCGAGUCUGUGGCCUACAGAUGCCAGUCUCCACACGGGCCUGGGGCUGGAGAGGUCCUCAAACCUACCUCUUUGCACUCUCCCGCUUCACACCGCAGCAUUAAGCAGUCUUGCGGCCCCUGUGACUCCUAGACCGAGAAUGGGCAUUGGCUGGCGACGGGAUGGCUGUUGUGCGAACUCUCACUGCUUUCAAUAAGAAGGUUAUGCGCAACUCUGCCACGGCGGGGCCACUUAGUGUUUAUACAUGCUUAGGGGAUAUGCUUGCGAUAGGGUGCAAAGUCUCAUUAGUUUACUAAGUUCCAGUGUUAUACUCAAGAAUCUAGCAUGUCAUUCAGCAUCAUCAGAAGUGGUAGCCUGAUCCAAUAACAAUGCUUCCCCAUAGGAUUGACUGAGACUGACAAGGAGGCAGAUCAGGGGCAGAGCCAGCACAAUUCAAACACAGCCCUGGCCAAUCAGCAUCUCCUCAUAGAGAUGAAUUGAAUCAAUGAAUCUCUAUGAGGAAAGUUCAGUGUCUGCAUGCAGAGGGAGGACACACUGAAUGUUUGGAUGCAUUUUAGGCAGCCAUGACCCAGGAAGGAUCUCUAACAGCUAUAUGAGGAGUGGCCAGUGAAGUUAUCACUAGGCUGUAAUGUAAUUGUAAACACUGCAUUUUCUAUGAAAAGACAGUGUUUACAGCAAAAACCCUGAAGGUAAUGAUUCUACUCACCAGAACAAAUUCAAUAAGCUGUAGUUGUUCUGGUGACUAUAGUGUCCCUUUAAUCAUAAGUGUCCAUGCCUAACUAGACCAGUUUAAUUCACAGCUUCUGUUUAUCAGUUACGACAUGGACAUAGCCUAUAUAACUUGUAUUUCUUUAAGUAAUGGACGCAGAUACCAGAGCAUACUAUGAUUUCUACUACUGUGCCUAGCAAUUACUCUGCCCAGCAACAUGACUAUUAGAAUUGUUUAGAUUAACGUCCGCUACAUUACCCAUGUCUACUCAGUUCAUAUUAAAUCCCAGAAGUCUCGUCCUCAGUUGCGACCUGUUCAUAGCCAGUAUCACUUGUAUUUCUUUAAAUCAUGGGCACAAAUACCAAAGCAUAUCAUAAGCCCUUAUUGCUUCACGUUACUAUAAGCCCUCAUUGCUUCACAUAGUAAAUACCCUAACAAGCAACAUGUUUAUUAGCACUAUCUUGUUUAAUACUUUACAAACAAAGAAAGAGGCAGCACAACUCGAGGUUAUAAUGUAAGCUUCAACUAUAUCUCAGAUGUGUAUUCGCCUGCUAUAACCGAUUUUAUUUAUUCUGUAUUGUAUAACUUUGCCUCACUAAAAGAAAGAUUGACAAAAAACAAACUUUGUAAGGGGUGCAUGGAAGCUCCAGGUUAGUUUAAUUGAGUCCCAGAAAUAGUAUGAGUGACCCCUUAAGUGAAUUAGUUAUGUCUAGUUUAUAGGAAAAAAGAUGUAUAUAAUUUGUAUGUAUCAAUUACCAUAACCCCCUUGGGCACAGAAACUCGAGAAAACGUGUUUCCGUAACUACCCAGUUUUAAAAGUUUGACAUGCAAAUCAUCAAGAUUUCAAAAGUCAAAUAAGGAACUGCACUCAAUCCAUCAAUAAAGACCUGGGUGACACCGAAUAUGGGGCCAGCACCAAGACCCAAAACGUUGUUUGUAGUCAAAAGAAAGAGAGGAAAAAAGGUUCUGGCACUACCAAGAUUUAGAUUGGCAAAUUUAUUGGAACUAAAGUGUUCAGCAGCAACGUUUCGACCAAAGUGGUCUUUUUCAAGCUUGUUUAGGUCGAAACGUUGCUGCUGGACACUUUAGUUCCAAUAAAUUUGUCACUCUAAGCCUUGGUAGUGCCUGGACCUUUUUCUCUCUCUUGUGAUUACAUACAAAUGACCAAAGACAGGCUUUGUGUUCCAGACUUCAACCUGCCUUUCUACAGAUACCCUUAGCAAUGGACGCUGUUUUAAAAGAUCCAAAGGGACCAGUGACCAGGACCCAGCCAUGGACUGUCCAGGUUUUGACCAGGUGGAUCUCUCAUCAUCAUGGCUAUCUGUCUGCUUUUUACUGACUGCUUUACCCUUCAGCAGAAAGUGCAAGGCAAUGCUCUUUCAAUGUUUCUAUAGGAGUAGCAUUGCUGGAACAGCAUGGAGAUUGUAACACAUGCUUCUCUUUAAGAGAAGCACUGGUGUAGCCAGGAGACCUAGUGAUGUUCUGACAGAGAUAGAGAGGGACUGUGGUGAGCAGUUCUCUCGUCACUGGAUUGGUAAAUUAACUUUUGAUUUUUUACAAGAAAGUGGGCCUUUAUAAUACAGUUUUUGAUGUACCUGUAUAUUUAGUGAUUAUGGACAGCCAAUAUAUAUAUAUACAAAAACUGUACGCACACAUAUAAAACACAUACACACACUCUCUGUAUAAUGUGCAUUCUUCAUAUAAUGUACACACUCUGUAUAAUGUACUCUCUCUGUAUAAUAUACAUGCUGUAUAGUGUACUCUCUGUAUAAUGGAUACUUUAUGUAUAAUGUACACUCACUCUCUGUAUAAUGUACUCUCGCUGUAUAAUAUACAUGCUGUAUAGUGUACUCUGUAUAAUGGAUACUGUAUGUAUAAUGUACACUCACUCUCUGUAUAACGUACUCUCUCUGUAUAAUGUACAUGCUGUAUAGUGUACUCGCUGUAUAAUAGAUACUUUAUGUAUACUGUAAUGUACACUCACUCUCUGUAUAGUGUACUCUCUCUGUAUAAAAUACACUCUGUUUAGUGUACUCGCUGUAUAAUAGAUACUUUAUGUAUAAUGUACACUCACUCUCUGUAUAGUGUACUCUCUCUAUAUAAUAUAUACGCUGUAUAGUGUACUCGCUGUAUAAUAGAUACUUUAUGUAUAAUGUACACUCACUCUCUGUAUAGUGUACUCUCCCUGUAUAAUAUACACGCUGUAUAGUUUACUCUCUCUGUCCUAUGUACAGUCUCUGUAUAAUGUAUAUUUUUUAAUGUACACUGUCUAUAUAAUGUAUAUUCUGUAUAAUGUAUAUUUUGUAUAAUAUACUCUCUCUGUAUAGUGUACACACUCUCUAUAACGUACACUCUCUGUAUAAUGUCCUCUCUCUGCAUAGUGCACACACUGUCUGCAUAAUGUACGCUAUCUCUGUAUAAUGUACACUAUCUAUAAUGUAUUUUACACUAUCUCUGUACAAUGUGCACUCUGUAUAAUGUACACUCUGUACAAUGUACUCUGUAUAAUGUACACUAUUUUUGUAUAAUGUAUACUAUCUCUGUAUAAUGUAUACUCUGUAUAAUGUACACUAUCACGUAUACUAUAUCUGUAUAAUGUACACUAUCGCUGUAUAAUGUAUACUCUAUAUAAUGUAUAUUCUGUAUAAUGUACACUGUCUUUAUAUAAUGUACACUGUCUCUAUAAAAUGUACACUGUCUCUGUGUAAUGUAUAACCAGGAAAGCUCUAUAUAAUGUAUACUCUAUAUAAUUUAUACUCUAUGUAAUGUAUAUUCUGUAUAAUGUACACUGUAUAAUGUAAUGUAUAUUCUGUAUAGUUUAUACUGUAUAUUCUGUAUGAGGUACACUGUAUAUUCUGUAUAAUGUAAUAUAUAUUCUGUAUAAUGUACACUGUAUAAUGUAAUAUAUAUUCUGUAUAGUUUAUACUGUAUAUUCCGUAUAAUGUACACUGUAUAAUGUAAUGUAUAUUCUGUAUAGUUUAUACUGUAUAUUCUGUAUGAUGUAAUGUAUAUUCUGUAUAGUUUACACUGUAUAUUCUGUAUAGUUUAUAAUAUAUAUUCUGUAUAGUUUAUACUGUAUAUUCUGUAUGAUGUAAUGUAUAUUCUGUAUAGUUUACACUGUAUAUUCUGUAUAGUUUAUAAUAUAUAUUCUGUAUAGUUUAUACUGUAUAUUCUGUAUAUUUUAUACUGUAUAAUGUAAUGUAUAUUCUGUAUAGUUUACACUGUAUAUUCUGUAUAAUGUACACUGUAUAAUGUAAUGUAUAUUCUGUAUAGUUUACACUGUAUAUUCUGUAUAAUGUAAUGUAUAUUCAGUAUAGUUUACACUGUAUAUUCUGUAUAAUGUAAUGUAUAUUCUGUAUAGUUUAUACUGUAUAUUCUGUAUAAUGUACACUGUAUAUUCUGUAUAAUGUAAUGUAUAUUCUGUAUAGUUUACACUGUAUAUUCUGUAUAGUUUACACUGUAUAUUCUGUAUAGUUUAUACUGUAUAUUCUGUAUAAUGUACACUGUAUAAUGUAAUGUAUAUUCUGUAUAGUUUACACUGUAUAUUCUGUAUAAUGUAAUGUAUAUUCUGUAUAAUGUACACUGUAUAUUCUGUAUAGUUUAUAAUAUAUAUUCUGUAUAGUUUAUAAUAUAUAUUCUGUAUAGUUUAUACUGUAUGUAAUGUAUAACCAGGAAAGCUCUGUUCCUCCUUAAAACCUAAAGUAAACAAGAGCACAGAGCGUCAGACAGGAGCAGACAGCGCCCGUAAGGUACGAAGCCUGUGGUUGGCUGGUGGUCGUUCAGGGUGAUGGAAGACGUGCUCUGAUUGGUUAAUUCUUUCAGAAGCUCCCGACUUGGACCCCGGCAUUACCUAUUGUUAUUAUGGACAGCAACUAGUUCACACAGGGGGAGUGUGAGUGUGAGCACAGAGACAGGGGGAGUGUGAGUGUGAGCACAGAGACAGAUAGUGAGUGUGAGCACAGAGACAGGGGGAGUGUGAGUGUGAGCACAGAGACAGAUAGUGAGUGUGCACAGAGACAGGGGGAGUGUGAGUGAGCACAGAGACAGAGAGUGAGUGUGAGCACAGAGACAGGGGGAGUGUGAGUGUGAGCACAGAGACGGGGAGUGUGAGCACAGAGACAGGGUGAGUGUGAGCACAGAGACAGACAGUGAGUGUGAGCACAGAGACAGACAGUGAGUGUGAGCACAGGACAGAGAGAGAGACAGUGAGUGUGAGCACAGGACAGAGAGAGAGACAGUGAGUGUGGGCACAGGACAGAGAGAGACAGUGAGUGUGGGCACAGGACAGAGAGACAGUGAGUGUGGGCACAGGACAGAGAGAGAGACAGUGAGUGUGAGCACAGGACAGAGAGAGAGACAGUGAGUGUGAGCACAGGACAGAGACAGACAGUGAGUGUGAGCACAGGACAGAGAGAGACAGUGAGUGUGAGCACAGUACAGAGACAGACAGUGAGUGUGAGCACAGGACAGAGACAGACAGUGAGAUUGUGAGCACAGGACAGAGAGAGACAGUGAGUGUGAGCACAGGACAGAGACAGACAGUGAGAUUGUGAGCACAGAGACAGACAGUGAGAUUGUGAGCACAGAGACAGACAGUGAGAUUGUGAGUGUGAGCACAGAGACAGACAGUGAGAUUGUGAGCACAGAGACAGUCAGUGAGAUUGUGAGCACAGUACAGAGACAGACAGUGAGAUUGUGAGCACAGAGACAGACAGUGAGAUUGUGAGCACAGUACAGAGAUAGACAGUGAGAUUGUGAGCAGGGAUUUAGAGAUAUAAACCAGUGAAGGACACGAGUUUAGUAUUGAGGAUGAGGGAGAGUGUGAAGAAGAGAGAGAGAAACAGUGAUAGAGGGAGCUACUGUUAGACUGAGACAGAAAGACAGAGUCACAUAGAGAGACAGAGUUAGUGAGACAGUGAUAGAGUGAGAGUGAGGGAUACAGAGUGUGAGUGAGUGAUAGAGUUAGAGAGACAGUGAUAGAGAGUGUGAGUGAGGGAAAGAGUCAGUGACAGAGUGUGAGUGAGUGAUAGAGUUAGAGAUACAGUGAUAGAGAGUGUGAGUGAGGGAAAGAGAGAGACAGUGAUAGAGAGUGUGAGUGAGUGAUCGAGUUAGAGAGACAGUGAUAGAGAGUGUGAGUGAGGGAAAGAGUUAGAGAGGCAGUGAUAGAGAGUGUGAGUGAGGGAUAGAGUUAGAGAGUCAGUGAUAGAGAGUGUGAGUGAGGGAUAGAGUUAGAGAGGCAGUGAUAGAGAGUGUGAGUGAGGGAUAGAGUUAGAGAGUCAGUGAUAGAGAGUGUGAGUGAGGGAUAGAGUUAGAGAGUGUGAGUGAGGGAUAGAGUUAGAGAGACAGUGAUAGAGAGUGUGAGUGAGGGAUAGAGUUAGAGAGACAGUCAGUAGAGUGCAGGGUCUGUCUGUCGGGGGAUGUAGAGACAGCACAGGGAGGUACCUAUCUGUGGGGGAGUGUCAGUAGGAGGGUCAGUCUCCGGCCUGGCUGGGUGAGGAUGCUGUGGAGGUCCAGCACUGCAGGCUGAGGAACACACUGUCCAAACUGUGAGUAUCUGCCCUAAAUGAGGAUUAUUUACUAAACAACGUUACGGGAUCGCUUUUCCCCUUUAUCAAACUCUUCUUACUAACCCUCGCUAAUUCUUAUCGCAGAGCUAGUCUGCCUGGGCUCAUCCUUUCUCCCCAUCACUAGUUAUUAGCCUGGUUCAUCCCCCUCCAUCACUAAUUACUAAUCCUGGUUCAUCCCUCCUCCCCAUCACUAGUUAUUAGCCCGGUUCAGCCCCCUCUAUCACUAAUUACUAAUCCUGGUUCAUCCCUCCUCCCCAUCACUAGUUAUUAACCUUCCCACCACUAGUUAUUAGCCUGGUUCAUCCCCCUCCAUCACUAAUUACUAAUCCUGGUUUAUCCCUCCUUCCCACCACUAGUUAUUAGCCAUCCCACUACUAGUUAUUAGCCUGGUUCAUCCCUCCCCCCAUCACUAAUUACUAAUCCUGGUUCAUCCCUCCUUCCCACCACUAGUUACUAACCUGGCUCAUUCCCUCCCCCCAUUAAUAGUAAGUAGCCUGGUUCUUCUCCCUAUCACUAGUUACUAAUCCUGGUUAUUUUUACUGCCCAUCACUAGUUACUAAUCCAGGUUAUCUUUAUUUCCCAUCACUAGUUACUGAUCCUGGUUAUCUUUAUUUCCCAUCACUAGUUACUAGCCUGGUUCAUUGCUUGUCACCUCCCUCCACUACUAAUAAUUAAUCCUGGUUCAUUCUUCUACCCACUUUAAUUACUAAUCCUGGUUCAUCCCUCCUCCCCACCACUAGUUACUACUACCCACUUUAAUUACUAAUCCUGGUUCAUCCCUCCUUCCCACCACUAGUUACUACCCUGGUUCACCCCUCUCCCCAUCACUAGUUACUAGCCUGGCUCAUUUAUUUUCCCUAUCACUAGUUGCUAAUCCUGGUUAUCUUUACUGCCCACCACUAGUUACUAAUCCUGGUUAUCUUUACUUCCCACCACUAGUUACUAGCCUGGUUCGUUGCUUCUCACCAUCACUAGCUGCCUUUUCAUUCCCUCUCUCCACUACUAAUAAUUAAUCCUGGUUCAUUCUUCUACCCACUAGUAAUUACUAAUUCUGGUUCAUCCCUCCUCCCCACCACUAGUUACUACCCUAGUAGUAACUCCUCACUGCUGAGCUCAGACAGAGAACUUAUAGCUAAAGAGAAGGCUCUAGUAGAGGCAGCAGGUGAUGCCUGGCACGCCCUACAUACAAAUUUGAACUGUUCUAACACAGUGUAGUGGUUAUGGUGCUUGGAAUGUUCUUUUAAAGAGAUACUCCUAGUGAAACACUGCACAUAAAGACUAUGGCCACUUCAGAUCACUAAAGUGCUCAUGAUGCAUGGAGUAAUUCUCUUAAAGGACCACUAUAGUGCCAGGAAAACAUACUUGUUUUCCUGGCACUAUGGUGCCCUGAGGGUGCCCCCACCCUCAGGGUCCCCCUCCCGCCGGGCUGGAUGGCGAGGAAAGGGGUUAAACUUACCUUUUUUCCAGCGCCAGGGGGGAGCUCUCCUUCUCCUCUCCGCCUCCGAUCCUACUCUUCGGCUGAAUGCGCAUGUGCGGCAGGAGCUGUGCGCGCAUUCAGCCGGUCUCAUAGGAAAGCAUUCAUAAUGCUUUCCUAUGGACACUUGCGUCUUCUCACUGUGAUUUUCACAGUGAGAAGCACGCAAACACCUCUAGCGGCUGUCAAUGAGACAGCCACUAGAGGCUUUGGAGGCUGGAUUAACCCAUUUAUAAACAUAGCAGUUUCUCUGAAACUACUAUGUUUAUUUAAAAAAAGGGUUCAUCCUAGAGGGACCUGGCACCCAGACCACUUCAUUAAGCUGAAGUGGCCUGGGUGCCUAGAGUGGUCCUUUAAGAACGAUUGCACUGACUCAUGGCCUCCCAAUACAGCCUAACUUCAUUUCAGCUAAUUUGCCACACAGCUAUCAACUAAACCUGCCCAGUCUGCUCUCCAAACUCCCACCGGUUUGUCUGCUGUAUUCCUGUAACUCUGGUCACUCAGAUGCCCAAUGCUCCCCUCCUGCCCCACUGGACCGUGUUCUUUUGCUCAGCACCAACUCCUCUAUACUAACUUCCCAGCUACACUCUCAUUAACUUCUCCGUGCCCCUAAAACAUAUUACCAUAUUUUGUUUCUUCAGCUCGCCUCUUCCUCCUCCAUACUGCUAUCUUGACCCCAAGUCUCUAUUGGUUCUCAUUGUGAACUAAGCCCAUUGCCAGCCUCGGCCUUUCCCCCAGCUGUUUAAUCUUUUCUGUCCUAAUAUUUCUGGAGUCCUUGCUGCAGUCCUAGUGUUGCCCAGUGGAUUUUUGGGGAAUUGGUUAUCAAUUUAAUGUUCGUACUUAUUGCACUGAAGAUAUUUUAUGAGUUAUUCUGUUCCCCAAAUUGCAUGCAUUUGUAAACAACAUUUAUUUAUAUAUCUGCAAAGUCUUCCAUAACGUGUUUGACUGAGUACCAGCAGCCCUUUGUGUAAAGAAGGCAUCACCGUAGAUUUUUGCAGAAUAAAGAGUUGGAUGUAGCGGUCUUGUAAUAACAUGGCUACGGGUUGGUCUGUGUGUGAGGCUUUAUUCUGAAAGUUGUGGCACUGACAGCUGGUCCAAGUGUUCAGAUAGCAUCACCAAUGGCUGCAGAGGCUAUGGCUUGGGUACUGGUCGGCCUCCACAAGAAAAAGGGAUCACUGUGCCUGUACAAUUACCGGCUGGACUCCGUGUGAGGAAGGGGUCUCUGUACCCAUUGUGGUAUAUACAGCAUUAAUGGCUGGACUCUGUGUGAGAAAGGGGUCACUGUACCUAUAGUGAUAUAUACAGAAUUAAUGGCUGGACUCUGUGUGAGAAAGGGGUCACUGUACCCAUAGUGAUAUAUAUAGAUAAUUAAUGGCUGGACUCUGUGUGAGGAAGGGGUCACUGUACCCAUAGUGAUAUAUAUAUAGAGAAUUAAUGGUUGGACUCUGUGUGAGGAAGGGGUCACUGUACCUAUAGUGGUAUAUACAGAAUUAAUGGCUGGACUCUGUGUGAGGAAGGGGUCACUGUACCCAUAGUGGUAUAUACAGAAUUAAUGGUUGGCCUCUGUGUGAGGAAGGGGUCACUGUACCCAUAGUGGUAUAUACAGAAGUAAUGGCUGGACUCUGUGUGAGGAAGGGGUCACUGUACCCAUAGUGAUAUAUAUAUAUAUAUAGAGAAUUAAUGGCUGGACUCUGUGUGAGGAAGGGGUCACUGUACCCAUAGUGAUAUAUAUAUAGAGAAUUAGUGGCUGGACUCUGUGUGAGGAAGGGGUCACUGUACCUAUAGUGGUAUAUACAGAAUUAAUGGCUGGUGCCUGGCUGCUGUCCCUGCAGUCAUAAAAACAACAAUGUUUACAUUUAUCAGACAGCCUGCCUCUAGUGGCUGUCAGUCAGGCAGCCAUGAGACGUACUUCCUUGUGAACGUUCAGCAUCACACUGCUUGUCAUAGAGAUGCAUUGGAUUCAUAGCUUUUGUAUGGAAAGCAUCUGAUUGGCUAAGUGCAGGGAUUGCGGUGCAUGCCCGGUAGGGUCUCAGUGAUUUCUAUAGAAGCAUUGGGCUGUUCUUACAUCAUCCACUAGGAUAGUUUAACCCCUUAAGGACCAAACUUCUGUAAUAAAAGGGCAUCAUGACAUGUCACACAUGUCAUGUGUCCUUAAGGGGGUUAAAAAGAGGAGUGUCUGCCCCCUCUCACAGGGGGGGGGGGGCAUAGUGUAAACAAGCAGAGGAACACUCUGUUACAAAUACAUUGAUUUACAACAUUAGUGUUCCUUUAAGGAAUGAAUCCCUGUUUGUGCCUCCAGUCUAGUCUCACAAUUUUAGGGAAUUGAAAUCCGAAUGGCAAAAAUGAGCUGAUCUGGAAAAUUUCUGCAACUGAGCGAUAGCCACAGCUUGUCUAUUUCAGAUUUCAUUUCUGUACUAUUCUGAGUGCAGUUGUUCACGUUGAAACCAGUUUUCGGAGAAUAUAAAAGGGUGCUGCACGUUUUAGGCUAAACUAGUUGAAUAGGAAAAAUAUCUUCAAUUUGGCUAUUUUACCAGCUCCGCUAUUUUGGUCUAAUAUCCUGUGUUGGCUCCCGGUUUAAAUAAUAACCCUUACACUAUCCAGUUUUCCAUUCACCACACUGAGCUACCUGAUCUAUUUGCAGGAUAUGAAGAAACAGAGUUUAUUUGAUUCACCUGAAAACACUUAGUGGCAGUUAAGUCUAGGUCAUACACUUUAUACUCUCAGUGUACGCUCAGCACCUAUUCUCGGUACCUCCAUUGUGGACAUACGUUGAACAAUGUCUUCUUACUUGGAGCUGUGGCUGGAGCAACGCGUGCUGAGUGAUGAAUUAUAUGAAGAGGUAAGUUUGUAAUACAUAUGGGUGGGCUUCUCUCAACAGAUGUUCUGUAUAUCUUCCUGAGACGUGCUGCACUGCAGUAUGUAGAACUCUGAUUCUUUAAGAAUCAAUGAAUGAAUUAGUCAAUGAAAAAGACUAGCUAAUUGAUUGUCCUCCAGCAUUGAAUUAUACAUACUACAGGGAAGCACUUUUCAUGUACUGCCCAUCAAUGAUGCGUCCAGGACAACAUAGAGGAUCUAGCAGCCCUACUUUUUCUAGAGUUUACAGAGAUUAUUAUGUUUUGUGGACUAAAUGUUUAAAGGGACUUUAAAGGCACCCAUACCACGUCCCCUCAGCCGAAGAUACAGGUUGGCCGUGCCGAGACAAUUGUGUCAUGGGAUAGAAUGUAAGAAGAACUUGCCUUUUAAACCCUCAGGGAGGGUAUGGCAGAGACACCUGGAUUGGUAGGGGAACACUAUAACGUUUAGAAUACAUGGUUUUUAUUCCAUUACGCUAUCAUGUUCCUUUAAUUUUUUAGAUCAGCUCAGCAGAGUUUAUAACCUGAACUCUUUAACCCCUUAAGGACACAUGACAUGUGUGACAUGUCAUGAUUCCCUUUUAUUCCAGAAGUUUGGUCCUUACGGUGUUAAGAAUUAUUUGCUAAAUUCUACAUAAAUUGAAAUUAAGGCCAAAAUGACCAAGCUAAGACUGAUCAUUCAAUAAAGCCCAAAUACGUUAGGUCCAGAUUAUAAAAAUAGUUUGAUACUAUCUAGGUGUAUUUGGACUUUAAAAUCCAGACAUUGUUCUCCAUGUAUCACUGUCCACAUAUUCCUGUACUGCUUUCUAGUUAGACUUAAAGGAACACUGUAGGGUCAUGAAUACAAACAUGUAUUCUGUAGUGUUAAAAACACAUUUUAUGGUCCAUGUCCCCAUCUUAAAUAUGGUUAUCUGGUGCGGUACAUGUCUGCCAGCGCUGGCUCUGCCCCUUGGCUGAGAUCAUCAAAAUUUCCCUAUGGGAAAGCAUUGGGAGGCUAUUGCGCAUGCACGGCAAAACGCACCAAUCGGCAUUUUCUCAUAGAGAUGCGUUAUAUCAAUGCAUCUCUAUGGGAAAAGUUAAGCGCCUCCACUCGCACUAACCCAGGAAGAACUCUAGUGGCCGUCUGAGUGAGGUGUCCUUAGGGAGAAAUGUUAACACGUUUUUUUUUUUUUUUUUUUCUGAAAUUGCAGUGUUUACAUGAAGAUGCCUGCAGGGACAGGGAGUAGACACCAGAACAACUACAUUAAACUGUAGUUGUACUGGUAAUUAUAGUGUCCCGUUACGCCUGCCCGUUAAAACCAAAGGGCUGAUAUCUGAAAUAAAGGAUGGAAGUGCACAACCGAAUGGUCCAAUUCAAAGACAGUUAGAAUAGGCAUCUGUCAGCAUGUAAAUUUAGUCCAGCCAGAUGUGUACAAUUCCAUUUUCCUGAAUUUCCUGGCAGGCAGUUGCCAAUUCUGAUAGAAGCUGUAAUUUGUAACUUUUUUGGUAAUUAUUGUAUUAAAUUAUUAUUUUACCAAUUUGCCUUCUUGCUUUGCCAAUAGGCAAAUAAUGUGCAUGUUUGUAGAUUCUCCUGCAAAAAGGAGAUGAAAUUAUCCGCAGAAUUUGCUUCCUACUGGAUUUGUUCAUAGUGAAUCUGGUUACAAAUCUUCUUUUGUUAAAUGGACCCUGAAAUCGGGACUGUUAGGAGGCCUGCAAUUUGUUGUAGAUAUAGUGUAACAGUAGGAAAUAUCAUUAUUUACAUUGUAUCCCAUGCCUUGUCUUCAUUUCAGAUAAAUCCAAAUAAUUUGCAACUAAAUACCCCUUUUAAACUGUUGGCAAUCUCAGUAAAACUCAAAGCGGGUCUGUCACUUGUCAGUAUUUCACAAAUAUAUAAGCUUUUAUGAAAUCCUGAUUAGGACUGCCUUCAUUGGAAGUAGGGACUACUUUUGUUUAAUGGUAAAGUCUGAGCUUAAAUUUCUACAACAUGCAGAGCACUGCCUUUGACUUUUGCCCAAUGCUAGCAGCAGUCACAAAUGAUGGCUGUGGGAUUCAGACUCGAUCCUCUGUGAUACCCAGCGGUAUAUCUCGCACAUGCGCAAGAGUCUAACACUGACGUGGCUCCUGGCAUCUAAAGCGUCAGUUUUGGUGGGUCCUUGCAAAAUCUGCAUUGUCAGGGUAAAUCCAAUAAAGUGAGAAUUGUUGGAAAUUUAAAGAGAAUUUCAAAUUUAAAGUCAAUAUCGCUGAUUUAUUGUUCAGUUUGUUGAAUCACACUGAAUUUAAUGCAGUUCUCACUUUUAGUGAAUAACCCUGUGUAUGGCAGGCAUUAAAGUAGUCGCACUCCUACUAUACCAUUGUGCCUCCUGUUUAAAAUGAAGACAUUCGAUAAAUUCCCUGCUGCUUCUUGUCAUUUUCCUAAUCUUAUUACAGUCUAGCUGUUUUCUGUAUGGAUAUCCCUUGCUGGACGCGGUGAGUCAUUUUUGUACCAGUGUACCUCAUCUAGAGUUCCAGACCCACCAAUUUAUUUAUUUUUAUUUGGGAGGGCACAUAUUUAAAAUGGGCAGUGCAAGAAAAGUGGUGCCCUGCAGUAUGUAGCAUUCACAUGCUACAUGAUUCUGCAGUGAUUAAGAACUUGCUCUCCCUCCUUUAAUAUUUUAAUUCUACACAUUCCAAGGAGCCUAUUGGUAUGUACAGUGUUCAGGCAUAUGUGAUCAAUAUGGCAACCCUACUGCUAUCUUUCUGGGAGUGGUGAGCUUCAGGGGUCCCAUUACUGCAAUAUAGGUGAUUCCCCCCACCUCCAACAUGAAGGGGGGUCUCUCCGGGCGCCCCAUGCUGAAGGGGUUAAUGUAGCAUUAUUUGGGCAGGUGUCCCUUGUUGAAAUUGUGAUUGCUGCUAGAAAGGUAUUUCUCACUUCCGGGGAGUAGGGGGGCUCCAGGUGAGUAUUAGCGCAGUACACGUUAUGCUCCCUGGCAGGUAUUCUGCCAGUAAAAUUAUCAAUCAGCACCCUGUGUGGCCACUGCCUGCCUCCACCCUAGACUUCUGUAAGCAGUACAUGCAGUACAUUCCUCGGAUUCCCAUCCCCCACAGCUCGGAUUCAGCCAUAGGAAAACCUGUAUUAACAUUGAGAGGGCAUGAGGUUAGCUCGCAGACCUGUCUAAUAAAUCCCACCUUUUAUAUUACAGUAUUAAAGCAAAGCACUGUUUUAGCUGAUCCAUAAUAGUUUACAGUGAAGCCUCCAUCCAAAGAAGCUGUUGGGAACAUGUAUUCCUUUAUAUAACAUGGCAGCUCUAGACUGGAUAUAUUGCAGUAAAUGCUCUCUGUAUAUUUCUAGGUACAGCGCAUAGCUCUGUGUGUCCUGGACUAGUGAUGGAAUGCUGGGUCAUUCUUUUAGAGUUGGGAAAUGUUAAGGAAAAACUUGAAAGCCUGGCUGAUCUGAGUCAUGGCAGGCUAUGUCUCCCAACCCCCAGUAUAUUAAGAACCUCAUGCUUUCUCUUUUAACCCCUCUGUUAUGAGCGAUCAGUCUUUCUUUUAUCUCUGCUUUUACUUCAUUACCUCUCAUUCUGUGUUUCUUAUUUCAAACAGGUUUGCUUUGCUACAUUUUACUUCUUGGUUACCUUCCCUCUGCUCUGUCUCUCUUCAUCUAUACUCUCCACGCCAAAGUAUCUCUACCCAUCUUCUACAUUUUCUCUAUUCUACAUAUUUUAGAUAGAUCACUUCCUGGCGCCAACCUUCCUUCAACUCUGUACCUCCAUUACUUCUGCAGCACUGUGUCCUACGCCGGUCUGGCCUCCCCUGCGCUCCGUCCCUCCCCGGGGGUCUGGCCUCCCCUUCACACUACUCUUCCUUGGCAUCAGUCUUCCCCUGCACACCGCAUCUCGCUUCUUCCUUAUUCUCCCUAUCGUUUUAUCAUUGCCCUCCGCUCUCCAAAAAGUCUGUCCCUUCUGAAUCUUCUCUUAAGUCAUCAGAACAUCCCCCCCUCAAUGAAUAUGCUUGCUGUCUUUAGUCAGCUUUCCCACUAGACAGUUCAUUUUAAGCUCUUGAAUCUCUUUGGUUGGCUUUCUGGUUGAUAUUAAAAAUGAAGCAUUUUAAUGUGUGCAUAUUCUCUUCCACCUGUCCCCCCCAUCCAUUCUUCAUUUUGAUGACUCUGUGUCUAUUUCUGAAGUAUUAUUUCUUUGCUUAUUUUUCUCGGUGGCCAAUUUCAAUAACAACUGCUUCAGAAAUGUCUUUUGGUCGCCCAGCACACAGAUGGUUAACAAGUUAAUGCGGGGGGGGUUCGUUGAAAAUAUGUGCGCACACCGUUAGAAAUGGUGUAUACGACAUUUAAAGCUAAUCUCUGUCUUGCAGGAGAUCUUUGCCAUGUCACUAACCCCCCCGAACAGCAAUGACGCCUGUCUCAGCAUUGUGCACAGCCUGAUGUGCCACCGGCAGGGGGGGGAGAACGAAGGCUUUGCCAAGAGAGCCAUCGAGAGCCUGGUGAAGAAGCUAAAAGAGAAGAAAGACGAGCUUGACUCUCUGAUAACUGCCAUCACCACGAACGGGGUGCAUCCCAGCAAGUGCGUUACCAUCCAGCGCACCUUGGACGGAAGACUGCAGGUACAACAUGGUGUAUGUGUGUUCAUGGAGCUGAACAUGUACGUGUAGUGAAGUGUGUCACUGAGUGUGUGCAGAGAGCGUAUUUAUGAAGAGUGUGCAUGUGUCGCAGCACAGGCUGUAUGUAACGUGCGUCACCACAUAGAGCAGCAGUAGGCAACCUUCCACACUCCAGAUUUUGUGAACUACACCUUCCAUAAUGCUCUUAUAAUCAUAACGCUGGCAAAGCAUCAGGGGAGAUGUAGUCAAAAACCUCUGGAUUGCCGAAGGUUGCCUAUACCCUACGUAGAGUGUGUUUCAGCACAAGACAUGUGUACUGCAUGCAGCAUCUUUGUAUAAUGUGCAUGGUAUGAUUAACAUGCCAAGUAUUUUCCAGACUGCAGUAUGAAUAGUUUUAAUUAAGUCUUUUUAAAUCAUGUACUGCCCCUUUUCCUUGUUUCUAGGCUUCUCGCUCAGCCCAGUAGUGAGGUCUUGUUACUGCACAUAGGCUCAGCCACUAACAUUCCGGCCUCUGAAUGUAUUGCUUGUGUCAGAACGUUGACUUGACUUGUGGAAUGGCUAGUCAAACUUCUCCCUGGCUAUCUCUACUUGAUGUCACAUACCAGCUACACACCAAGAAGCAAAAUAAAAUUCCCCCCCUCUACUAUCCAGCUUCUUACUAACCACAAUAGAUGGCCAUGAAUAACAUAUUGGUUAUAUACCAGGCAGUGUCCGUAUAUAUUCUAGUUCUUCAUUGCUGCAAGCUAUUUCUUCCUUCUGUUUCCAGCUAGCCCCUUCCUUUCUACCCACAGAUUUUGUUUGUAUGACUGCUUGCUCCUUCUAUGCCUCUGGCAAGCCCGCUUCUUUCUUCUGGCCUACGGCUACCUCUACUACAUUUGCUCCUGGCCUCUGGCUACUUCCUCAUUGCUUCUCACUGGCUCCAUUCUGGCUAUUGGCCUACAGCUACCUGGACUCUGUUUUUGGCUUCAGACUGGCUUCUUUGUGGCUCCUGGCCUAAUGCUACUUCACCUCUUCUCUUUAUUUUAUUCUCUUUCUGACUCCUAGCUGCAUCCAAGUGCCUUUACACUAUGUUUCUCCUGUAAUCCUCAGUAAUUCCAGCUGCUCUUUCUGUUUGCUUGCUCCUCCUCUCAUUCCCGAAGUCUCCUUCUCUCCUCCUUCAACUCUUCCCCCUAUCCUUGCUUUCCAAGUCUUCUACUUUCCUUCUCCCCAGCAAUUAGCAACUGGGCUGGCUGUGUUGAUGAGUCACUGUCUGGCAGGAUCAGGGGGGGGGGAUGUUUUGUCUGCAAAGAUCCCUCCAGGGAGAGGAGUGUGAGGGGGGAGGGAAGCAGGCGCUGCAAGCGUACUAUAAACAGUACGGACAGGAAGGCCUUGCUAACAGGCAAACACCCAGUUCUAAACACUGUGGGAGCUCAUACUCUACUAGUACUGUCUGACUUGCAGGACUGGUGGCUCGAGUCAGGAAUUUAUUUAGGGAGAGCAAAUGUAAAUCUUAGCCAGUCUAAUUUCUGUAAAUACUGACCUGUAGCAUACAGUCUGACGGAGGCAGCCUAUAGAUUUAUACAGCGGUUAUGAGCAUGGAGGAGUUAAAACACAGGAUAACCUGCUUUAGAUUCAGAUCUCCGGAUAACAAAGAGGACAUCAUGAUUUUUCCGCUUUUGUGCUGUUUCUGUGUGCCCAUUCUUUGAUUUCUGUUUGACCUUCCUAUACUCGCAUGUGUAUGUAUUCCAUGUAAACGUGGUCCUGGCUGGUCAGAUACUUUAAGGCAGUGGUUCCCAAAUCAGGACUUAUAUAUUUCUUUUUUCUAUUCCAAAGGAAAUACUGACAAAACCAGGACUUUUACUGGUUCCUGAACCAUUGGCUUAAGGGUUCAACAAAUGGGAUCACCCACACACAUAGCCUUUGUAAGAUUGAGUGGGAUACAUGGAGUGAUGGGCAUAACACAGGAAAAAAUGAGAUCAGCUGCCAACGUGGAACACUAUGAACAAAAAUGGUCUCUAGCAAACCAUAGACUGAAACUACAUCAGAAAGAAAAAUAUUAAAUAAACAUAAAUUUAGAAUGUGUAAUCACAGGAAACAAAUGCCUAGUUAGUACAACACAUAUACUCCUAAAGAGUUGCUGCACUUUUUUCCCCCUCUCUUUAGUACUCUGAACGUUGACCUAUGUAGCCUUUGUGUACCCUGUGUGGUAUAUGUUGCUGGGUAUUCUUUAUUUUAAUAUGACCAUUUUCUUUACUUGUGCCAGUCCUAUUGGGAGCAGUGAGCACUAUGGAUAUAUUUUGAGACUUCCACCGGCUGUAAUGCUUUGUUGUCCUCCCCAAAAAUAGUUAAAUAUAAAUUGAGCAUUCCAUAAAAGUGCAAUCUUUAUCAAAUACUGAUGUCAUUGAAAUUUCAACGCAGUCAAAAAAAUAUCAUAAGACAAAUUAGGAACUUCUUCGUCUUGUGUAUUUAUUUCCUCUGCUUGACAGAAGGGAAAAGCUGUCAUCGUCCAGGUUUGUCAGUUACCCCAGCUGUCACUAGUCCUCCAUAGACAUCUGUCUAAAACACUAAUCUGCCACAACAUUAAAACCACCUGCCUAAUAUUGUGUAGGUCCCCUUUGUGCUGCCAAAACAGCUCUGAUGCAUUAACGCAUGGACUCCACAAGACCUCUGAAUAUGUCCCGUGGUUUCUGGCACCAAGACAUUAGCAGCAGAUCCUUCCAAGUCCUUCACGUUCCGAGGAGGAGCCUCCAUGGAUCGGAUUUGUUGUUCCAGCACAUCCCAGAGAUUCUCAAUCGGAUUGAGAUCUGGGGAAUUUUGGAGGCCAAAGCAACACCUUGAACUCUUUGUCAUGUUCCUCAAACUAUUCCUAAACAUUUUUUGCAGUGUGGCAGGGUGCAUUAUCCUGCUAGAAGAGGCCAUAGCCAUCAGGUACACAAAGGGAACACAAUUGCCAUGAAUGGGUGUACGUGAUCUCAGGCAAUCUCUAGGUAGGUGGUACAUGGCCAGUAACAUCCACAUGAAUGUCAGGACCCAAGGUUUCCUAGCAGAGCAUUGCCCACAACAUAACACAGCCUGCCUUCUUCCCAUACUAUUUCCUGCUGCCAUCUCUUCCCCAGGUGCACACUAACUCCGCCAUCCACCUGAUGUAAAAUAAAAAGUGAAUCAUCAGACCAGGAAACCUUCUUCCAUUUCUCCAUGGUCUAGUUCUGAUGCUUGCGUCCCCAUUGUAGGCACUUUUGGUGACAGAAAGGGGACAUCAUGGUCACUCUGCUGCGUACCGGGCCGUGUAACCUCAGACCCGUCAAACUGUGAUCACUGUGUGUUCUGACACCAUGCUAUCGUGGUCCAGCAUAAAAAUUUUUCAACAAUUGGAGCUACAGUAGCUCUUCUGUGUAAUGGACCAAAACGAGCUAGCCUUUUUGGGCCCUUGUCAAAGUCAGGAAAACUUUAUUGGGUUCCACAGACUUCUGGCAGGGGCUCCUUAGCUAGAACAAUGUAGAUCCCACCUAGGCAUACUUUUAGACAUCGGUAAACCCCAUGUUAUUUUUUUUUUUAGUAGUAGUAGUAGUAGUAGUAGUAGUAGUAGUAGUUAUAGUUAUAAAGCUCCAACAAAAGCCACAGCGCUGUACAAUGGAAUUAUACGGUAUUCCUGGAUAGCUCAUCCCCAAGCGCCCUAACUGGUAAAAUAGAGCCUUAUACCAUGUACGAUUAAACGUUUGACUGGCCGCGAUGGAGUUCUGAGCUAAUGAAUAGUUACGUGCAGCCGGAGUUAGCAGAUUUUCUCUGAGCAUAGAUAGGUGACCGGGUGGUAGGAAUUUCGGGGACUUGGUCUGGUAGUGUCUACUAAGAGAAGGCAAGAGCCAUAGCAGCGUGAUUAUCAGUCGAUCAAUGUUAUUAAUUUCACCUGUCAGUGCUUUCAAUGUUGUGGCUGAUCAGUGUAUAAAUGUAUUUAACCUCAACUGGGACCCCAGGCCACUGCACGCCAAGUGGCAAUGUCACCAUCUGGGGUCUUUAUACAGCAAAGACCACAGAAGGUGACAGUCACUUUAAAUUAACAUUGCUCAAAUAAUUACUUAGAGGGAUCCAAAAAGGCUUGCUGCCAUCUUCAUAGUGGUUUUUAUCUGAUCUCUGCGAUCCUUUCUCAUACAGGUGGCUGGCAGAAAGGGAUUUCCUCAUGUUAUAUAUGCACGACUGUGGCGCUGGCCCGACCUGCACAAGAAUGAGCUGAAGCACGUUAAGUUCUGUCAGUUUGCCUUUGACCUGAAGUACGACAGUGUUUGCGUUAAUCCAUAUCACUAUGAGCGUGUGGUGUCCCCAGGCAUCGGUAAGCGUUUGUGGGAAUGUCCAAACAAUCCUUUAUUCUGCAUUCCUGGAGUGUAUUCCUGCCUUGGAUGAUUUGUUGUUGCUCCAUAUUAAAGGUUGUUUUCUUUGUUACAGGACUGAGUAUACCAAGUUCCGGUGAGUGCACUGUAUGCAGAAUACACAGUUCUCUGUUUAUGUUUUUCUCUCUUCUUUGUAAAUGGUUUCUGUCGUGCAUCCUUUGAAAUACCUGUUGCUUUGGCUGUUCUUCCUUGUCAUUCUGCUUUCUGAAUGGCCUCGGAAAAUGCUUGUUCUUCUUGUAAUGUAAUAUAUUGUCCUACAGCAAGUACUCCUUGUCGUUCAGUUAAAGAAGAAUAUACCCAUGAGUGUGAGAUGGAAUCUUCUUCAUGUCUCUCUGUACCCCAAGAUCUCCCACCGCCCAUCAAACGGGUUACACUACCACCAAUGCCUCCUUCAGAGUCCUAUCGACAGCCACUCCCCCCGCUUACAUUACCUAAAAGUCCACAGGCUGCCGUCAGCAUAUAUCCCAAUAUGCCUCUGUCACCUUCUGGUGGGUAUUCUCUGCUUUAACGUCUUUCUGUAAUCAUAUGGUUGGCUCCCAGAAUGUAAUAAGGAGUUAAAUAGAUCACUGGUAAGGUCUGCUGUAUAGAACUGAACACAAUACUAGAGGGGAUUAUAGAGAGUUAGUGAUAGUACUUUAUAGAUCCCGGGUAAGAAAUCACCUAGAGUAUUGUGACCUAGAGUAUUGUGUUCAGUUCUAUAGAGCGGAUCUCCAGGAGGAUAUAGAGAGGUAGUGAUAGUACUUUAUAGAUCCCUGGUAAGAUCUCACCUAGAGUAUUGUGUUCAGUUCUAUAUAGCAGAUCUCCAGGAGGAUAUAGAGAGGUAGUGAUAGUACUUUAUAGAUCCCUGGUAAGAUCUCACCUAGAGUAUUGUGUUCAGUUCUAUAGAGCAGAUCUCCAGGAGGAUAUAGAGAGGUAGUGAUAGUCCUUAAUAGAUCCCUGGUAAGAUCUCACCUAGAGUAUUGUUAAUGAUCAGUAUGAUGUGCAAACGCAGAUGAGCUGACAUGCCUUUGUGUCAGUCUAUGAUUAAACCAACUGUGAUUGUGAUACAAAAAUUCCAACUUUGUAAAUAUGUUUUUAUUUCGGUUUAUAUUGUCGAGAAUUAGUCACAUUGAGACUCGCAGGUCUCCGUAAGCCUUUAGGGCACAAUAACCAAAAUACAACAUGUGCAUAGCUUUUUUAUAUCGGCCAACCGGGCGCGCAGGCCCACAAUUGCUGUGGACUCGCAGGUCCCUUACAGCAUGCUGUUCUUGUCCCUAAGCUGAUGUGACGUUUACAUUCAGUUGCCCCGUUUAAGUCUCAUUAUGCAAACUUCAGUGUGGACUCGCAGGUCCACUUAGGGUGGGACAUGAGCAGCCUUUGGAAAGGAAUGACUGUCUGCAAAACCAGCAUUGGUGACGUGCCGGUCACCAUGUAGUGGGUGUUAUAGUCGGGUGUCGGGCCCGUGAGUAAAAUUCCAACUUUGGACUGUCUUCUCUUCCUCUCUGAUUUCUCUUAAAACAGCUAUGUGUGUUACUGACCUAGAAUCCCUAAAUCUACCAAGUGUAGUAGGCUUUAAGUAAAAUAAUAUACUUGACAGGAUUCAGCAAAUCUUAUUUCUCAUCUAACCAAACCUAGAAUGAGAGCUAGAGCCAGGGACGGAUAGCCUGUAGCUUUGAAGCUAUAAUGCUGCCAAGAGAUCUGUAUUCUUAUAGUAGACGGAAUUUGCUGGCGCUAUAAAAAUAAUAAAUAGAUCUAAAAGGUGGAGAUAAUGUGGAAUGCAGUGCUCAAGCCUGGCAUUGCCAACAGGUUGUAGAUUUGUGGCCAGGUCUAUUUUGAAUGCAUUUGCUUUCUACAUACUGUUUUUAACGCCUACUGUUUUUCAUACAGUUGCUCCUGGCUGCCCUCUUGGCCCCCUCACACAUGGGGAUGGACUCUUGCAGAUUGCUCCAUCCCACCAAUCGUUGAUGACCACUUCACCCCCUUCCACGCCAAGCCAAAAUUCACAGCAGAAUGGAUACCCAUCCCCGCCCAAACAGCAGUACCUCCGUGAGUUACCACCCUCACAUCUUUGACGACAUUCAUGUCCAUUGAUCCUUUUUUUAUAAAAGCUUUGCACAAACCGAUUACAGAUUUUUUUUGUCCCUGCUAGCACACUAAUAACCAAGAACUCAUUACAGAAUGCCAGGAAUAUGCAUGUUUUGCAGUGCUGAAUGUCUUUUACUCAUGUUGUGUCUAUGUGCCAGUGGCCUCACCUAUUGCACCUGUCUCUCUGAUUUUACAGCCACGUGGACGGGAAGCAGCACAGCUGCAUAUACCCCUAACCCACCCCAGCAGAACGGGAGGGGGAACCAACAACCAAAUAUGCAUCAUCAAAAUACAUACUGUAAGUCUCUUAUUACAUCUGCCUUGAACUCUAUGGUGGUCUCUUUACAGUGAAAUUAUUUUUUAUGUAGUCUGUUUUAUUUUUUUUAUUAUUUUCUUGCUCUAGGGGAAAAUGAUCUCCCCUUGUGAUUUUCUCUUUAUCCCUUUUUAUUAUUUAUUACAUUACUUUCACCUUACUAUUUAUCAUAACCUCUUGCUGCCUCUUCCUUUCAGGGCCCCUUCACCAAAACCCUCCGCAGUACCAGCACCAAGUCUCCAACCACCCAGGUGAGGAACUCUCCAAGAACAUGGACAGACGAGUGACACUGUGGCACCUGCCAGUGUUUCUACCACUCUUUUCCCUCUUUCCCCAGGCCCAGAAUUUUGGUGUUCCGUUGCCUACUUUGAGAUGGAUGUCCAAGUCGGAGAAAUAUUCAAAGUUCCCUCUAAUUGCCCUGUGGUCACGGUCGAUGGGUAUGUGGACCCAUCUGGUGGUGACAGAUUUUGUCUGGGACAGCUGUCAAAUGUGCAUCGCACAGACACAAGUGAGCGAGCUCGGUAAGAACCUGAGGACCAGGAAAUGUCCUAUAGUACAUAGAACAAGGAAGGGAAAACAACAAGGAGAAUGAUAUGAUGGCAUCCUGCAUGUAACAGUGCUGUUUUUUGUUUUUGUUUUUGGUUGAGUUGUCGUGCUGUUAUUAUUUUAUUUUUAUUUUUUUGGAACAGGUUGCACAUUGGUAAAGGAGUGCAACUGGAGUGUCGGGGAGAAGGGGAUGUCUGGAUGAGAUGUCUCAGCGACCACGCUGUAUUUGUGCAGAGUUAUUACCUAGACAGAGAAGCUGGUCGUGCACCAGGGGAUGCUGUUCAUAAAAUAUAUCCUGGAGCUUACAUUAAGGUGACUGACUAACUUCUACAUCCACUGAAAUUGGUUUUGGUUAACUUAGGCAUGAACUGAUUUAAAUAAAAUUCCCAUCACUCUCUGAGAUGUGAUAAUGACUGCACGAGCCAGGUGUGUCAUUACUGGCUUACUGACAAAGUACUAUUCCAUGCAGUUAGUGGACCUAAAGUGUCUGUGUGUUUAAUCUCUGUUCCCUAGGUGUUUGAUCUACGGCAGUGUCAUCGGCAGAUGCAGCAGCAAGCAGCCACGGCACAGGCUGCGGCUGCAGCACAGGCGGCUGCUGUGGCUGGAACAAUCCCUGGACCGGGCUCUGUGGGGGGCAUUGCUCCUGCUGUCAGUGAGUAUUGUGUACCAAGAAAUACACGACUUUUUUUUUUUUUUUAACAAAAGCAAAAUAUACAUAUGUAAUGUAGGCAAGAACUAUACAUGCAAAGGAUUGCAGCGGUCGGUGCCCUUUAUAUACCCUGAAAGAGCAUACAGUCCUUACACCAUCUUCUAACCAUGUCUUCCAUUGAAGUCACAAUUCCUGCUUUCAGAAGUACAGUGAUAUAUCUUAAAAUUGUCUUUAUUGGGUAUAUCAAGCAAGUUUUAAAUGUUUCUAUACUGUUGGCACUGCUGGCAAGCAAGAUUAUCAGUAGACUGGAGUCCCUUUUCUGAGUAUUUAGUAGUCCGCUGGAAAAUUAAGCACUUUUGGCUUUUUCCAUAGGUCUGUCUGCUGCGGCCGGUAUCGGCGUGGAUGACCUUCGACGCCUCUGUAUCUUGCGACUAAGCUUUGUAAAGGGCUGGGGUCCAGAUUACCCACGACAAAGCAUCAAGCAGACCCCAUGUUGGAUCGAGGUCCACCUCCACCGCGCCUUGCAGCUUUUGGAUGAGGUCCUACACACGUUGCCCAUGGCAGACCCAAAUUCUGUGAAUUAG
Messenger RNA from Pelobates cultripes (western spadefoot toad), 24018 nucleotides. The record is from the annotation of a GenBank genome assembly. NCBI's taxonomy places the organism in Eukaryota, Metazoa, Chordata, Amphibia, Anura, Pelobatidae.